ACAUCCAUUCUAAUCGAUGAAUUACAACGUGAAACCGAAGAGGAUAAAUGUACUUUAGAAAAAGCUAAGACAAAAUGUCAAACUAUUCUUGAUGAAAUUGAAGAAUGUCAAGUGAGUGAAAUACUCCCAACAUUGGAAAGUUUUAUUUUGCUUUUUUUCAAAAACAAACAAUAA
This is a messenger RNA of Schistosoma turkestanicum, 174 nucleotides long. The record is from the annotation of a GenBank genome assembly. NCBI's taxonomy places the organism in Eukaryota, Metazoa, Platyhelminthes, Trematoda, Strigeidida, Schistosomatidae.